ACAUUUUAUGUGAAAGAGGAGUGAGAUCAUGACAUGAUAAAUAUCAAGAGCUUGUAGAUUAGUGCUGGACACAGCAGGUCCUGGGGAUUAUUUCUGGAUCUAAAAAAAGAGAAACGCCACCUUUUUCUGAUCUUUUCAGUGGGCUGGCCCCAUUACUUCUGCCAAAAUGAAUUCAGAAUCAAGAUGGUAUUUGGAAUGCAGGUUAGGGUUUGAAUUUAGCUCUCUCAUCUACAGACCAUUAAGGAAUAAUUUCUCUGAAAGUGAGUUAGCACCAGAAUUCUAGAACUGAUGUGGUGCUUAUUACCCAGGCAGUUCUCCUGGUGUACAAGGCUGCAUCUCACAUGUCAACUGCAGAGGUUUGCCCACUCUUUGGGUAGCUCCACUGACCAAUACAAACAAGGCAGCUCUCUCCAGCGGCCCAGCCUUCCUGGUGCUCCUGUAGGAACCUCAGCAGAAGCCCGAAGGUGGUAACUAGGGAGUGGGAAGGGGGCCAUCUCAUGAGGGAUGUUUGUGUGCCUUUGCUUGGGAAACCUCCAUCCUUCUUUUUUUCCGGCCUGGUCAUUAUUAUUGUAUGCCUUUACACACUGGAAAGGGGUGAUUUUAGCAGCUCAUUGUUCGAAAUAGAAAAUAAGUCCUAUUCUGAAACAGUAGCAUAGUCCUCUGUCAUGCCCUUUCUGCUGAUAGCUGUAGGUGAGGGGAGAUGAGGAAGCCCUGAGGCUUUGCAGAGGAGGCAUGAGGUGGUGUAGGUGGUUAACUCCCAGGUGUUGAUGCUGCUCUGGGCCCACUGGCACUGCCCUGGGAACUUCAUUUUCCAGUGAAAUUUCCAAGUGUAAUUGCAGGUGUCUAUUUGAAAUUCUUGAGAGAACAGAAGAGCUGAGCUAGAGCAGUGAUGGGUUUGGCCUUAGGUCUCAGCUGGGAUGCUUGUCUAGUUCUCUUGGCACUGAGGGGUCUGAGUGAGGUGCGCCUCUAGUUUUUUCAUACCAUUGCCGUGUUAGGUGUGAGUUCAGUUCUAUCGCUCUGAGACUAGGUGUAGAACCCAAAUCUGCUACCCCGUGCCAUCGAAAGCAAAGGACAGUGUAUAGAGUGGUGCCUCACAUCAUUUUACAGAUGGUUUUCACGGGGACAGAAUGGUCUUGAUUUAUGGCAUUUGCUGGUUUCUGUGGUUUAAAUACACCCCCUGUGGCUGAUUUAAGUUACCAACAUGUAUCACUAGUUGCAACUAUAGUUGGAGAGAGAUUGGGUGAGCUGGCCCCAGCAGCCCAUGGCCACACCCUCCCGUGUAAGUUCCCCUCUGAGUUCCAGCUGCCCUGUGGCUAGGUGCUGGGGCACUGGGGCCAGGCCUGGUGCUGAGUCAUGGUGUUAAAUGCACAGACUGGCUUCCUCUUUUCCUUGUUUCACUUGCCCUGGGCCUGUGGAGUGAGCUACAGCUCAGCUUAAAGAGCCAGUAAAUUGGAUUCAUAGAAGGCAUGGAGCAGAUUUGGAGUCCCAUUGGUCCCACCUGGAAAAUCAUGGUGGUCCAGAAGGGACACACCUGGAGGUGACAGGCGCUCCUUUAGAAGCCCUUCACCCUCUGAUCCAUUUGAUAAUUGGCUUCUUUACCCAGGUCCCAGCAGGUGUACCUCCCCUCAGCAACCCCCACGCCUGCAAUAUACACACACUUGAGUGUCCAUUCUGAUCACAUCACAUCAGUAUUACCAGAACCCCCACACCCGGGUCAGUUCCAGCAAAGGGUAACUCUGCAUUUGGUGGCAUGCCAGGGACAAACUCAGAUACCAUACCACACUGUAUACUGUAGUGUACCUCCUCUCUGGGAGCCAAAUCCCUGGAUUUGAUUCAGUCUUGACCCUAAAGGGAUUUGGGUAAGUGACUUCUUGUCUAGUUCCAUUGUUCAGAUUGAGGAGGCCAUCAUUGGAAAAGUGGCCUCAGGAGUUCUUCAGGGACACGAUACCCACUCCAUGUGACUUCCUGAGGCCCAUAUGCCUCUCCAGUCUAAAGUGAUUGUGUAGGGUUUGUCACUCUGCCACGUGGGUUGUUGAGACACGGUUGGGGUAUGGAAAAGAGGGGCCUAGUGGGGGUAUGGAGCUGUGGGCCUAGUAGGCAGGCUAGUGUCUGGUUUUUUCCAAGGUCUGUGGGUGGCACAGAGAUUUGUUGGCUGUUUGACAGGGGCUCCUCUGGUCGGACCAUCCAGCUCAACUCCCCGAUCCCUUGUGGGACUCUUCGUGCCUCUGCAGGAUGUAGUAUCUUGCCUUUGAGUAACUGUCCCCAGCUCCAGUGCUGCAGGCACAUUGUUCCGGGGCCUCUGUGGUGCUCCGAUGCCCCUCACCCACUGUCGAAGAUCCCCGGUGGGCGAGGGGGCGGCAGGGAUCCUUCUGUCUCAGCUCUAAUAUAUAAGGACGAGAAGCUCACUGUGACCCAGGACCUCCCUGUGAACGAUGGAAAACCUCACAUCGUCCACUUCCAGUAUGAGGUCACCGAGGUGAAGGUCUCUUCCUGGGAUGCAGUCCUGUCCAGCCAGAGCCUGUUUGUAGAAAUCCCAGAUGGAUUAUUAGCUGAUGGGAGCAAAGAAGGAUUGUUAGCACUGCUAGAGUUUGCUGAAGAGAAGAUGAAAGUGAACUAUGUCUUCGUCUGCUUCAGGAAGGGCCGGGAAGACAGAGCUCCACUCCUGAAGACCUUCAGCUUCUUGGGCUUUGAGAUUGUGCGUCCAGGUCAUCCCUGUGUUCCCUCUCGGCCAGAUGUGAUGUUCAUGGUUUACCCCCUGGACCAGAACUUGUCUGAUGAGGACUAAUGGUCAUAGAGGAUGCUUUGCCCAAGAGCCGCAGUGGGGGAAGCGGGGAAGUUAGGCAGCCCUGGGACAGAGGAGGGGGCUCCUUGCUGUCUAGGGAAGGACGCUGAGGGGCCCAGGGUGAGGGUUGCCUAUUGUGUUCUCAGAGUUGACUCGUUGAAAUUGUUUUCCAUAAAGAACAGUAUAAACAUAUUAUUCACAUGUAAUCACCAAUAGUAAAUGAAGAUGUUUAUGAACUGGCAUUAGAAGCUUUUUAAACUGCGCUGUGUGACGUGCUCUGUCUAGCCUAGGGGAGGACAUUGCCUAGAGGGGGCGGGACUGUCUGGGUCCAGGGGCAAGGCGUGGAGGGCUGGUGGGACAGCACUGUCAGGCUCAGGUGCCCCUGCUGUUGGGUUUUUUUUUUUUUUUUUGGUUUUUAAGCUUGUGUAUUUUCUUUCCUUGCUUCCUGUCACCUUGGGAUCUCCUGAGUAUAGGCUUUUCAGCCCCUGGGCAGUGUCCUUGCAUUGUUUUUUGACACUCCACCUGGGCUUCUCUCUGUGCUUUUGUGUCUGGCCUGGAGAAAGCAGGUCUGACCCCUCUUAUAGCUUAGUGUUAUUCUGGCAUUUGGUUAAGCUGGCUUAAUCUGUUUAAUGUUAUCAGUGCAUUUAAAAUAGGGGCAUUGAAGUUCACUCCCACCACCAGGGCUUUUUUGGGGGUGCCUGGGCCUUAAAAACACUAGCCCAACUCCAGUUCUCAGAUUGCUGCCUGGAGUUCUUGCUCUUGGCUGCAGGCCCAGGCCCCAAGGUGCCUCCUUCCUAGGGUCACAAAGAGCAGAGAGGAAGAGGAAUAGCAACUCAGGGCCUGGAGGUUGUGGGGGAAUCUAUUCUUAGGGACUGGAUGCCUCUGCUUAUCUAGUGCUCACUGCCCCUGUCCCUCCCUAAGAGGCUCUGAGUAGUGCCAGAGACCCGGCUCCACAGGGCUUAGGUGUGGGACUGAGCGUGUAGAAGUGACUUGCCCUCUGCUUUUCACUGAACAGCUUGCUCUAAGGGGGGAGGAAGAGGAGAGAUCUAGAGUGGGCGCAGGGGGGUGGGGGUGUCAGGGAGGCAAGUGUGUUGUGUUACUGUGUCAAUAAACUGAUUUAAAGUUG
This is a messenger RNA of Phacochoerus africanus (Common warthog), 3908 nucleotides long. RefSeq names its product ornithine decarboxylase antizyme 2 (gene OAZ2). The record is from RefSeq and is a predicted model, not a curated record. Gene Ontology annotation, molecular function: ornithine decarboxylase inhibitor activity. Gene Ontology annotation, cellular component: nucleus; cytoplasm. Gene Ontology annotation, biological process: positive regulation of protein catabolic process. NCBI's taxonomy places the organism in Eukaryota, Metazoa, Chordata, Mammalia, Artiodactyla, Suidae.